UGGUUCCGCAGUGCUGUGAUCAAAGAAAAUGCCAUGCCCGAGGGCCUCAUGACACUUCUCUUCUCCAACAUUGAUCCCAUCUAUGAGUUCCACAGAGGCUUUCUCAAGGAGCUGGAUCAAAGAUUGGCUCUCUGGGAGGGACGCUCAAACGCUCAUGUGAAAGGGGACUACCAGAGAAUUGGUGACGUGAUGCUAAGGAACAUGUGUGCACUAAAGGCGUUCACAAGCUACCUGCAGAAGCAUGACGAGGUGUUGACAGAGCUAGAGAGAGCCGCCAAGAGACUGAAGACGUUGGAGACAGUCUACAAGGAGUUUGAACUGCAGAAGGUCUGCUACUUGCCCUUAAAUACCUUUCUUCUCAAACCAAUCCAGCGCCUCAUGCACUACAAGCUCAUCCUGGAGAGACUGUGCAAACAUUACUCCCCAGCCCACCGGGAUCACGACGAUUGCAAGGGUGAGUUCUUCG
This is a messenger RNA of Cynoglossus semilaevis (tongue sole), 466 nucleotides long. Its product is annotated as FERM, ARHGEF and pleckstrin domain-containing protein 2-like. The annotation marks the transcript as partial. The record is from RefSeq and is a predicted model, not a curated record. Lineage: Eukaryota; Metazoa; Chordata; Actinopteri; Pleuronectiformes; Cynoglossidae. Gene Ontology annotation, molecular function: guanyl-nucleotide exchange factor activity. The transcript has 3 exons.